Mangifera indica (mango) is the source of this 2832-nucleotide messenger RNA. RefSeq names its product scarecrow-like protein 14. NCBI's taxonomy places the organism in Eukaryota, Viridiplantae, Streptophyta, Magnoliopsida, Sapindales, Anacardiaceae. Gene Ontology annotation, cellular component: nucleus. The record is from RefSeq and is a predicted model, not a curated record. Gene Ontology annotation, biological process: regulation of DNA-templated transcription. The transcript has 2 exons. Gene Ontology annotation, molecular function: sequence-specific DNA binding; DNA-binding transcription factor activity. The coding region runs from base 328 to 2586 and encodes 752 amino acids.
CUAGAUGAGGAGGGAGACGGGCCAAUCAGAGAGACUCUCUCUGGGAGGUGUCAUUCAUGAAUUGAUACUUCUAUUUGUUCAGCAGAAAACGCGUUUAUCUUUGUUUCAAUAUCUUCUCCUAAACUUAGGAUCGAUUUCAGAUAUGUUGCAGAGUUUGUUUUGAUCUUUUCUACUUCGAAAUUUUUUGGUGUAUUUGAUCUGGGUAUUUUAAGGCGUUGAAGAAUCUGGUUUGGGGAAAAAAAAGUUUCCAUCUUUUUUGAACUUUGUGGAGGAAGAUCAUCUUUGAAUUUAGUAUAUUGCAUAAAGGUGAUAACUUGAGAAGUAUAGAUGAUAAUAGAUUCAGAGUUUACUAGGUUCUCCAGUUCAAUGGACGGUUUCAAUUCUUAUCAUGAUAAUGGUUUUCCCAAUUCGAUUGAGUACCCGAAUUUUGCAAAUGGGGUUGAAUUCGAUUUCAAUGGUCCUUUAGAUAUGAGAUUUGAGGAUAAUCCAUUUGUACCGCCAGAACCAGACUCUGGCUUUUCUGCUAAUUCAUCUAGUCCAAGUUUGGAGGGAGAGUCUUCUUCUCCUUCUGAUGAUAAUGACUUCUCUGCUACUUUUAAGUACAUCAGUGAGAUGCUUAUGGAAGAUGACAUGGAGGAGAAGCCGUGUAUGUUCAAUGAUCCGUUGGCUCUCCAAGCCACAGAAAAAAACUUAUAUGAAAUAAUUGGUCAAAAGUACCCUGAUUCUUCUGAUCAACCCGCUCCUAAUGUUGAGAUUCCAGAUGAUUAUUAUCCAAGUUGUGUUAGUGAUCAUGGUAGUAACAGCAGCCCUAGUUCUGAUACUAGCCACUUGGUUAAUCCUUUUUUGAGUGUUGAUCAUGGAGAAUUCAAAAACUCCUGGUUAGAUAAACCUAUUCCCAGUAACUUUGUGUUUCUGUCCACUUCAAAGUCUAGCUCUCCGUCGUCAGGGAGCUUUCAAAAUGGCUUUGCUAAUAAUGGUAACCGGUUUAUGCUGUCUCCUGUUAGUGAGCUGCUGGUGCCAAACUUGUUUAGUGAGAGUGAAUUGGUAUCACAAUUCAAGAAAGGCGCAGAGGAAGCUAGUAAGUUCCUUCCUAGAGAUACUAAACUGGUUGUUGAUCUAAAUAGCAAAAAUUUUGCCCCAGAAUGGAAGGAAAAGGCUCCAAUGGCAGUCGUGAAGUCAGAGAAGGAUGAGAUAGAGCAUUGGCCUAUUGGGUUCAGGGGAAAAAAGAAUCAUGAGCGGGAAGAUUCAGAUUUAGAAGAAGAGAGGAGUAACAAACAAUCAGCAGUUUAUAUUGAUGACACUGAGCUAUCAGAGAUGUUUGAUAAGAUUGUUGUCUGCCGUUGCCAGAAUAAGUUUUCAAGGGUUGCUCCUGAUAAGACAAGGCAGCGUAAUGGGGAAACAAGUGGAUCUAACGUUGAGAAGAAUCAUGCUCAGAAACAUGGCAAUACGAAAGAAACAGUAGAUUUGAGAGGUCUACUCAUUAUAUGUGCACAAGCAGUCUCAGCUGAUGAUCGUAAGACUGCUGGUGAACAACUGAAGCAGAUUAGACAACACUCUUCACCUCUUGGGGAUGGAACUCAGAGGUUGGCUUACUGCUUUGCCAAUAGCCUUGAAGCACGCCUUGCCGGCACUGGAUCCCAGGUCUGUACUGUUCUCUCCUCUGAAAAAAGAUCAGCUCUUGAUAUGUUGAAAGCUCAUCAAGUUUAUCUUGAGGCCUGUCCGUUCAACAAGAUCGCAAUCAUCUUUGCAAACCAUACAUACUUGGAAUUAGCUGAGAAAGCAACAACACUGCAUAUCAUCGAUUUUGGUAUUUUAUAUGGUUUCCAGUGGCCUGCUCUUAUUUUUCGUCUUGCAAAAAGAUCUGGUGGACCUCCCAAGCUGCGCAUUACUGGGAUAGAGCUUCCUCAACGUGGUUUCAGGCCAGCUGAAAGAGUCCAGCAGACAGGGCGCCGCUUGGCAAAAUACUGUGAGCGCCUUAAUGUUCCAUUUGAAUACAAUGCCAUAGCACAGAAAUGGGAAAGCAUUAAAGUUGAAGACCUCAAAAUUAGAAGCAAUGAGGUUGUUGCAGUGAAUUGUUUGUUCCGAUUUAAGAACCUGCUUGACGAGACAGUUGUGGUGAAUAGUCCAAAGAAUGCUGUUUUAAACUUAAUUAAGAAGGUAAAGCCUACUAUUUUUAUCCAUGCUGUUGUGAAUGGAUCCUACAAUGCCCCUUUCUUUGUCACACGGUUUCGCGAGGCACUCUUCCAUUAUUCUGCAUUGUUUGACAUGUGGGAUACAAAUAUUGACCCUGAAGAUCAGAUGAGGUUGAUGUAUGAGAAAGAAUUUUAUGGGCGGGAGGUGAUGAACGUUAUAGCGUGUGAGGGCUUGGAAAGGGUUGAGAGACCUGAGACAUACAAACAGUGGCAGGUGCGAACCAUGAGGGCGGGAUUCAGGCAGCUUCAAUUGGAUCCCGAACUCCUGAAGAAGCUGAGAGGUAAGAUGUUAAUAUACCACAAUGACUUUAGUGUUGAUCAGGAUGGCAACUGGAUGCUGCAAGGAUGGAAGGGCCGAAUCAUCAAUGCUUCCUCUGCAUGGGUACCUGCAUAGGACUUGAACUUUCAGAAGAGGCGAGCAAUGAUGUUUGUGCUAUUGGAGGGCAACCUGGCCGCGGCAUAGAUGGGUUAGGUAGGAGUUAUGUUGCAUUUCAGUGUAAAAAAUAGGGGUUCAUGUGGUUUAUUUGGGUUGCAAUUGAUUUGCAUAUAUAGAAUACUUACCGCUAAUAACCAUAUUGUAUUCUAAUCCACCUUUUGAUUUCUUUGUACUAAUAAAAUUUUGCCUACAUAUUUUUUUAUA